AUGUCCGUAAAUCAUAAAUUCAAGGACGGAGAGGCAGUACUGGUUCGCAUGUUCGGCACAUCAAACAAAUGGGCGCCUGCUAUAAUUACAAGUACCAUUGGCUCAUCUACCUACUUGGCCAAACUUGAAACAGGAGAAACAGUUCGACGAAGUGCUGAUCAAAUUCGACAUACUACUCCGACGACAACUGUAGUUUCAACAACUCCGGAAAUACCACAAAUCUUACAUUACGAACUGGAGAGCGAAAAAUCUAUCCCAUCCCAAGUUCAAUUGAGACGAUCCGAACGAAAUCGCAGACCUCCCGAUUUUCUGAAAUAUAAUUGA
Planococcus citri (citrus mealybug) is the source of this 324-nucleotide messenger RNA. RefSeq lists its product as uncharacterized. Lineage: Eukaryota; Metazoa; Arthropoda; Insecta; Hemiptera; Pseudococcidae. The transcript has a single exon. The coding region runs from base 1 to 324 and encodes 107 amino acids. The record is from RefSeq and is a predicted model, not a curated record.